CGAGAAGAACGUCUUUGACAAUAUAUUUAACACGGUGAUGGAUUUGAAAGGCAAAACUAAAGACGGUCUUGCAGCUAGGAAAGAUAUGACUAUUUGGUGUGAUAGACCCGAACUUUCUGUUGAUCUAGAAUAUCAGGGCAAGGAAGUUCCAAAAGCAGUCUACCAGGUCACAGAACCACAAAAGGCAGCAAUAUUAAAAUGGCUUGCGUCUCAGAAGUUUCCCGAUGGCUACUGCUCCAACUUGUCUAGAUGCGUAGACAUGAACAAACUUACCACGACGACGAGCAUGAAAACUCACGAUGCUCAUGUAAUAAUGCAAAGACUUCUACCAAUUGCACUAAAAGAGAUGCUCCCUGAACACGUAUGGUCCUGCAUUACUGAAAUCAGUUUGUUGUUUCAAUCGAUAUGUUCCAGCGUUUUGGAUGCGGCAUCCCUCCGGAGACUACAAGAGUCUGUUCCCAUUCUGAUGUGUAAUCUGGAAAAAAUAAUGCCACCAUCGUUUUUCGAUACAAUGGAACAUCUCAUUAUACAUCUUCCGUAUGAGGCUUUGACUGCUGGGCCCGUCUUCUAUCGGUGGAUGUACAGAUUUGAAAGGUUAGUCACAAUUUCAUUUAAAAAAAGAUUAUUUAUUUCACAAUAACUAUUAACAUGUGUAUUAUUGCAUUAUUGCAGAUUUCUAGGAGAGCUGAAAAAGAAAGUGACCAACAAGGCACACGUUGAGGCUUCAAUUUGUCAAGCGUAUCUUCAACAAGAAAUCUCAACGUUCUCGUCUUUUUACUUCGAGCGUGAAGUCAUCACCAGAAGGAAGAGACCUGCCCGGAACGAUGACAUUGGCGAGGAUUUAUAUGAAAAUGUAGUUUCCAUCUUCAAUUACCCAGGCAGAGGUAAAGGUGCUGCGACACAACGAUACAUCCUGGGUGGGGAAUUGCAAAUUGCGCAUACUUAUAUCCUCAUGAAUUGUCCAGAAAUCUCACCGUUUUAUCAGUAAGUUAAAUUUGUAGUUAUAAUUGUAAUACUUAUAAAUUAAAUUUGUAGUUAAUUUAUAGUUUUUUUUUUUUAUUUUUGACUUCACAGUGAAUUCCGAGCUUCUUUAUCAGCCUUUCCUGAGAAUGAAAUAGAUGCGUUGGUGGACUCUGAUUUUGUAAAUUGGUACAAGUAUCAGAUCAAUAGUCGUGGGAUUGUCGACCCUUUGUUAGUAUCAUUAGCGUGGGGCCCAGGUGCCAGUGCCAAAGUGUGGCGGCAAUAUGUGAUAAACGGUUACACAUAUCACACAGCCGAUUACGGAGAGGGCCGACCAACAACGAACAGCGGGUUAUGUGUCCCGACCAUCGGUUAUGAUAACUCGGAAACCAGUUUUUUUGGUGUCCUGCAGGAGAUUCUGGAACUUGAGAUGCCUUCUUGUGCGAAAAAAUUGACAUGUGUUCUGUUCCGUUGCACAUGGGUCGACCCCACACGUGGCGUGCGCAAAAAUCCCAAGUAUAAUAUUAUUGACGUCAACCUCUCUCGUGUGUACCCAAAAAAUGAGCCCUUCAUACUCGCCCAACAAGCAGCGCAGAUUUAUUAUGCAGAAUAUCCUUCAACAAGGCGGACACAGAAUCCUUGGGUAUGUGCAUGUCCUGUCCGUCCGAACAAAAUAAAAUCACAAACUCAACACAAGGACGUUGAUCUAGAUGCUUUUCAGCAACAAUUUUUCCAACCUCCGCCUAUUGUUGAGACGGUCAACUAUAACGUUCAAUUAAGUGAUCCAAAUGGCGGACGUGUUGAAGUCAUGCCAGAAACGCACCUUCCGGACCCAACCAUUCCAUCUGAGCGCGAAAUUGAGGAAAUGUAUGUAGCACAACAAAAUGCUCAAUAUCAGGAAGAAGGUGAAUGGAUAGACGGUUCAGAUACAGAAGAAGAUACUGUAUAUGUAGAAAAUGACGAUUCUGAUAGCGAAUAAUUGUGCUGUUGUAAUUUCAAUUUUAUUGACUUCUAAUAUUUGUGCACAUUUCUUCAUCAUUAUAUUACUC
Cuscuta epithymum is the source of this 2009-nucleotide messenger RNA. NCBI's taxonomy places the organism in Eukaryota, Viridiplantae, Streptophyta, Magnoliopsida, Solanales, Convolvulaceae. The record is from the annotation of a GenBank genome assembly.